Molecule: messenger RNA, 3381 nt
Organism: Truncatella angustata
Lineage: Eukaryota; Fungi; Ascomycota; Sordariomycetes; Amphisphaeriales; Sporocadaceae
Product: mitochondrial inner-membrane-bound regulator-domain-containing protein
Exons: 2
Coding region: 245-3166 (973 amino acids)
Cellular component (GO): mitochondrial inner membrane
Source: RefSeq, a predicted model, not a curated record
CGCCUUGCUUAAUUGAAUCGCGUCUCGCCCGUCCGUCCUCGUCUCCUUCUUGUCUCGGCCCGGAGAAAACCGAGCCCCCGUAGGAAGAAAAAGACCCAGACCCCUACCAGUAGUACAUUGCCUAUUCGGGACUAUGGUCGCAAAAAAGUUCCCCAAGUCCCCCCAUUGCCCAGCAUUCGUCAUUCUAUUCUGUACCAAUGUCAUUUUAUAGGACGUUUGCUUCGUCCUUUCUUGUAUAUUAUUCAUGAUCGCCAGAGCAUUGUCCAGCGGUACCAUCUGUCUUGGAUGCCGUCUGCGACUUCUGCGCCAAGCAACUCGGCCUAAUUCCCUUCCCCAGCCUAUAGCACGUCGCAGCCCGGCCGUCGCAUGGCCGCGCAGUCGACGAUGGUUCGCGAGCGAGGCCUCUGCUCGCCCCGACGAUGCGGAUCAGAAGCAGACCAAAAACGGUUGGGAUACUCUAGAGGAGGCCUCGGAAGACCAGUACCGCGACUAUCUUAACGAGCAAGACGCCCUCUCCGACCUCGAUAAUGGGCGCCCAGACAAGCCAAGGCGAUCGCGCGGGGGGAAGACAAACGAAAAUAUGAGAGAACGGAGGCGCCAGACCACAGGCGACGAAGAGGAGAACUUCAAGCCCUGGAAGCAUCUCGACCUGAAGAAGAGACGCCUGUCGGGCAAGAAGGUCCUCACGGAAACCUCUGCGAGCCUCGGCUCCGACAUGCUAGGAAAACCAGCCUAUGCCAUCGUCAUGAAAGAUAGUCGGGACUACAAGGCGAAGACGCGGCCUGUCGACGUACUAAAUGAGGAGCAAACGCGCCAGGAGAUCGACAUGCAGGCCCUGCUAGACAAUCGACACGAGCUGCCGACCGACUCCGAAGUCCGCGAGAAUAUCAACGAGCUUAGACCCCCCGAGACCGAGACUAUCUUGAAGGAGAAGGAAUUCCGUAGGGUUCAACAGCAGCUGGAAGACGGUUUCCUGAACGCGCAGCUCAUCGAUUACAUCGCCAAGUUCAAGCCCGAGCCCGCCGGUCGAGACUCGGUAGAACAUGCCCGUCCCCAGUACCCGUGGGUGAGGAAACUUACACCUUGGACGCCGUUGGACGCCCGCGGCACAACACUGCCGCCCAAAGACCCGUUAGCUCGUCACUUCCAUGCCUAUCUUCCCCAGGAUGCCAGUCCGAAAGCACGAGCGGCAGUCCUCAUCAUGCGAAAAUGCUGGGGCUUGCAAGUCGAAGAGGUGGCGAAUGGACCAGGCCAGAUGAGAAUAGUCCUUGAGACUCAAAAGUUCAUGCCUCUCAUGCGGGGGUCGCGGCGCUUUCUACAGAGGAUCACAAGGGACUACCUGGAAGAGGGAGAGGCUCUCGAGGCCAAUAUUAGUGCCAGCGAGAUUACCAUUGUGGCCCCGAGUUACAAGUGCCAGACCAUCUUGACAGAGCUCGAUACACUUAUGCAGCAGAUCCGCACGCACACGUUCCCCAUAUCGCACGUAACCUCGGAUCCCACACAGCUCACCCCCGAACUCUUGGAGCUUGUUGGCAAGGUUACAAAUACACAUGUGCGGCCUACCAAGACCGGGCACCGGUUACAAGUCGCCUGGAUCCAAGUGGCUGGCCGCGAAGAGCAGGACGUCGAAAAUCUGUCGCAUGUCGUAUUCCGUUUCCUCCAGACAGCUCUCCAGCCCAACUCCGCCAAGCGCAUUCUCCACACCGCCGACGCAGAGAAAGCAAUCGCAUCCGGCAACGGCCGCUUAGUAGUCGACCAUGGGAACAAGGAGAAGUGGGCAUGGAAAGACAGACUUGAACAGUGGGCUCGCCUCGUGACUCCAGUGUCUACAGAUAUCGAAAAUACCCAAGCAGGGCCAGCAGACGGCAACCCCCCCAAGCUUUCUAUGGCCAUAGAAAAACUACAGCCUCUGCCACGCAACGUGCAUGUCCCAAACAAAACCUUGACGAACAGUGUGGCCUGGAAAGAUGGCGAGAGAGCUGAGGAUUGGUCCUCAUCAUCUCCGCCUCAGCAGGUCGAGGUUCAAGACAGCUCUAGCUCUCGCUUCCCCCACCAGCCAGUCCGCUGGACCUCAGAUCUUACCAGCAGCACCUCCGCCCUCUUCGGUCACAUCCUCACACCCCGUACCGACGUUGCGAAGGCAGAAGGCGCACCUCCGGCCCACCCAAGCACGGAGGAUCUAGCAUCGCGCCCAUACAACUUCUCACCCAUCGUCCCGCACCCAAUAAGGCUCGCCGAGCUCUCACUCCUCGACGAGAAUACGAUGCUCCCCGUAGCCUCGACGGUCCUGAUCCGAUUCCUGCACAACCCAAGCUCGGCCGCCCUCGCCCUCCCGCUCGUCGCGCCGCCCCUCGAGCUGCGGCUCACCCUCUCCGAGCCGACGUCGGCGGACCAGGACCCCGAGAUCACCGGCGUCCACUCCCUACGUGCCCUCGUGGCCACGCACCACAACGAGGUGCCGCUGCCCGCAAGCCCGGUCGACUUCCGCAUCACGCAGACUCGGGGUGCCUCGCUGCAGGGCUCGCCCAGCGCCCUGUCGGCAUGGCAGCCCAUCGCCGACUUCCUCUCGCGCUCGCGCCUCGACAUCGCCGCCGGCAAGCUCGAGAUGGCGGCCCAGCAGCGCUUCCAGGUCCCCCUGCGCCUCUUCGGCGAAGCCACCAUGACGCAGGAGGCGAUGAGGAAGAAGAAGCAGCAGCAGCAGCAGCAGCAGCAGCAGGAACAACAACUCGCCGCCGUUGACGACGAGUCGCAGACGAGGGGGGACAGCACCAGCACCAGCCCAGCACAAGAGGAGGGAGAUAUAAUAGCCCAACCCAUUUCCGCCGCGGGGGGAGAAGACCACCCCAACUCGCUCCGCAGCACCCUGUACGAGUUCGCGGGCCUGGAGCUGCACCGCUCCGUGACGGUCCCGUACUCGGCCGACCCGCGGUUCAGCCUGACAUACACCUCGAUCGAGGCCGGCCAGGGCGGCGGGCGGCGUGCCGAACUGAGUCUUCGACCCGUUCCCGCUUCUUCGUCCUCUGUUCCUCCUCCGGCGGCGGCAGCAUCAGAAGCAGCCGCCAGUGGCAGCGACAACCUGCACGACGACUACGUCCGGGCUUGUUACAAAUUCGCGCAGACGGUGGAGAACUGGUCCGGUAUCUCGUCGGGAGACAACGGGUCGUAAAGAAUGAGAGAGGCGUCCUGAGACGAGAUUCAGAAGAAAGGGAACAAACAGCCCUCCUGUAGAUAUGAUGUAUACUAUAACAACAUGGAUGAUGGCAUGAGGAAACUGUAAAUCUAGUAAAGAGCCUGUACAUAUGCAUGAUGGGCCUUGAUUACGGUGAUUGUUGUAAUAAAUAUCAAAUUAUCAAGACCACUCAACAUCUUAUAAUGACCCGA